AUGCGCGCAUCUGACGGGCAUCAGGUCAGAUCUUCUUCUUCUCUUGUUACCUAUUAUAUAUACAUUAUGCUUCUAUCUCCAGGGACAUCUCCAGAUCUACUCGACAUAUAUGGAAUUAAACUCCGCUCCUUUUUUCUCUUGUUGCCUGUUGUAUAUAGACUAUGCUUUAUCUCCAAGGACAUCCCAGAUUUACUCGAUGUAUAUGGAACUAAACCACCAUGUAACUUCCACAAAAUAGUGCAAGUGGAACAAUCGCAUGAUAGUCAUUCAUUACCUUUAACUGAGACCGCUAUCUAUGAUAGGCAAUAUAGUCGGAAUACAAUUUCCGUGCAGCACGCUGUCCAUGCUCAACAUUCCGUGAGAUCGAAACUCCCAUCCGGCCUUCAUAUCCAGACACGUAGAAUAAUCUCGGAUCAAGCAGUUGGACUUUGCCAUCAGGUUUCCCUAGAGAUGUUGCGCUGUCGAGAACAGGCAAAGCAUUCAGCCAAAACUGUCGAUGAAUCCACCGGACAGUAG
Messenger RNA from Monascus purpureus, 516 nucleotides. The record is from the annotation of a GenBank genome assembly. Lineage: Eukaryota; Fungi; Ascomycota; Eurotiomycetes; Eurotiales; Aspergillaceae.